Racocetra fulgida is the source of this 132-nucleotide messenger RNA. The record is from the annotation of a GenBank genome assembly. NCBI's taxonomy places the organism in Eukaryota, Fungi, Glomeromycota, Glomeromycetes, Diversisporales, Gigasporaceae.
AUGGGUACUGCCUCGCUUACCCACGAGCACCUUAGUCUUCAAACUGAGGAAGAGUACUCUGAAUUGAUUCAAAAACUUGGAACCGAAUGCGAGGAAUAUCAGCCUUCCAUCAGCAUUAACGCCGGCGCGUGA